Molecule: messenger RNA, 1928 nt
Organism: Egretta garzetta (little egret)
Lineage: Eukaryota; Metazoa; Chordata; Aves; Pelecaniformes; Ardeidae
Gene: SLC66A3
Product: solute carrier family 66 member 3
Exons: 7
Coding region: 1-705 (234 amino acids)
Source: RefSeq, a predicted model, not a curated record
AUGACCUCACAAACCCGGCAUGUCGUCCUCCGCUGGGGGCACGGCGGGGGGCCUGCAGGCAGCUCUCUGCGUGUAGCUGGGCCGAAUCCCCUCGGUCGCCGCUGUGGCCGUUCGCUGCCGCGUUUCUCCACGGCACUGAACCCCUCUUGUCGCUGUCUACCCGGAACACACCUCGGAGUACGUUGUGAAGGAGCUGUCCUGUCCCUUCAUGCAGUCACGCUGUUUUGUGUCUUUCUGUUCAGCUUCCUUGUGUUUCUGAGGUACCAGAUUUAUUAUGAUUACCCUCUACAGACAUACCUGGAAUAUCCCAUCAUCAUUGCACAAGAUGUCGUUCUCCUUUUGUUUAUUCUGCGUUUCAGUGGAAACAUGAAACGAGCUUUGCUCUAUGCAGUCACAUUUGGAGGGGGCUGGUACAUGCUAACACUCCGGAAGUGGAUAAUAGACCUGGCCAUGAAUUUGUGCACGCUCAUCAGUGCGGCCAGUAAGCUGGCGCAGCUGCGGUGUCUCUGGGAGACAAAAGACUCUGGACAAGUGAGCGCCUUGACCUGGAGUAUGUCUGCAUACACCUGCGCAACAAGAAUAUUUACAACUGUGAUGACUACGAACGAUCUCGCAGUUCUCAUCCGUUUCAUAGCCAUGCUCAUUCUCAAUAUUUGGGUCACAGCCACAAUCCUGCACUACAGGAAGACUAGAAAGACUGAUUAGAAGACGCUCGUCAGCACGCACCACAGUUACUGUCAAACACACCUGAUACAACUAAGCUUAAGCAACAGAACAAAGGCUGAGGCAGCUCUCGCGCGCUCUCUCUCGAGCCCAGCAUUUACCCCGCAGCGUACUUGGUACAGUCAUGCUCAUUUUCUCUUAGAAGCAAUUCUGAUAAGAUACUGAAUUUAAGCAGCUUAUUUUUAUUGGUCAUUUAAGAGAAGUUUCACUGAUACCACAUUUUCUCUGGAUUUUUCUACUAAAUGAACAAGGUAUUUUGUAUUUAGAUGUUUAUAUGCUCCUGUAUCGCCGCAGUACUUUCUGGUUACGUAUAAGCAAUUUUCUUCAAUUCUACAAGAGCGAUUCUGCACCAAGAUACCAGCUCAUCUUUCUGCGUCUGCUGCAAGUCUGUGAAACAGCAGAUGUUUGUCUUCUUGCAAGCAACUUAAUUAGCUUGACAUUAGCUAUCUGUAUUUUAGGAUGAAGACAAUCUGAGUCAAGGCCCAAUUCCAAAUCAGGUUCUAAACGUGUGUUACCAGGUCACAACUCCGGUUGGGGUUGUAGCGCUUAGGUGCCACACUUAAAUAGGCCAAUUUCUACAGCUGGUGCAGGAUACCUCUGCUCACCUUCUCCAGUAGAUCCAGGUUUUACUGGGGCAAGAGCAAAAACUCAAAUUCUUCAUUUCCAGCGCAAGCUCUCCUUCACUGAACGUUGCGGUUUGGGAACAGCAGAGAGUAGAAUGCGCAGAAAUUAAUGAAAUUUUGACCAGCAGAGUUAAAACUUCUGUCCAAGGAAAAGUUCCUGAGCCGGUACCCAGACCCCAGACGCGCUCCGUGCUGGCAGCGACUGGUUUCUAGCUGCAGCCGGGCGUGCCGAAGUGGAGCUGUCCCCCGGAGCCGCCCGCUCUGUGCUUCCGUAGCCUUCAGCCUGCGGCGCGAAGCGUGCUGGAGAACGCUGCAGUUCUUACUUUGGUGAUUCUAAUUGGUUUAGGAAAGGGAAAGGAUAUUCUUGAGGACUGUUAACGGGGGAUUUUGCUUUCGGAAGGAGCGCCUUCCCAACCGAAUGUUACAGGGCUGAUUGCGCUUUUCCAAAAGAGCUCGUAGGGUGUUGCUGCUGGGUGGCAUUGGACCCAAGGCACCCUUGAUCCUGACACCCCCGAAAACGACAGGAAGCCCACGCUGACAACACGUGUGGCAGGUUUUCCCGGCAGGAUGCUAAGUCGCUGG